This is a messenger RNA of Catharus ustulatus (Swainson's thrush), 1355 nucleotides long. RefSeq names its product presenilin associated rhomboid like (gene PARL). The transcript has 10 exons. The record is from RefSeq and is a predicted model, not a curated record. Gene Ontology annotation, molecular function: serine-type endopeptidase activity. The coding region runs from base 20 to 1087 and encodes 355 amino acids. NCBI's taxonomy places the organism in Eukaryota, Metazoa, Chordata, Aves, Passeriformes, Turdidae. Gene Ontology annotation, cellular component: membrane.
GCGCUCGGGAGGCGCCAACAUGGCGUGGCGGUGCUGGGCCCGCGCCGCGGGUCCGCGGCCGCACAGGCUGGCGCUGCUGCUGCUGCAGCCGCGGCGGGGUUUCCGCCGGGCGCGGCCGCGGCCCGAGGAGCCCCCGGCAGCCGCCGCCGAGGCGCGGCCCGUGCCGCCGCCCCGCCGCAGCCUCUGCCCGCCGUCGCCCACCGCGGCCGCGGGCCGCCCCUCGCCGCGCCGCCUGCUCAAGCCGCUCCUGUUCGCCGUAGGGUUCACGGGCUCGGCCUUCGGCUCCGCCGCCAUCUGGCAGUAUGAGUCGCUCAAGUCGCGCGUCCAGACCUACUUUGAGGAAGCUCGAGCGGACUGGAUGGAUAGAAUGCGGCCGCAGAAGAGAGGCGACUUCAGAAAGCAGGUUAACAGCUGGUGGAAUAACCUGACUGAGGGUCAGCGGACUGUGACAGGUAUCAUCGCUGCAAAUGUCUUUGUAUUCUGUUUGUGGAGACUGCCUGGCAUGCGACGGAUUAUGUUUACAUAUUUCACCUCAAAUCCAUCCUCCAGAGCCCUGUGUUCUCCCAUGCUGCUCUCUACAUUUAGUCACUUCUCUCUCUUCCACAUGGCAGCAAAUAUGUAUGUUCUGUGGAGCUUUUCCAGCAGCAUUGUCUCUCUCCUGGGCUGUGAGCAGUUCAUUGCAGUAUAUCUUUCUGCUGGGGUUAUCUCCACUUUUGUCAGUUAUGUUGCUAAAAUGGCCACAGGAAGGUUUGAACCAUCCCUUGGAGCUUCAGGAGCUAUAAUGACUGUCCUUGCAGCCGUGUGUACGAAGAUGCCAGAGGCCAAACUGGCCAUCAUACUUCUUCCGAUGUUCACAUUUACAGCAGGAAGUGCUUUAAAAGCCAUAAUUGCAUUUGACACUGCAGGGCUUGCUUUAGGCUGGAGACUUUUUGACCAUGCUGCACACCUUGGGGGAGCUCUCUUUGGAAUGUGGUACGUGACUUACGGCCAUGAGCUCAUAUGGAAGAACAGAGAACCACUGGUGAAAGCUUGGCAUGAAAUGAGGACAAAGAACACAGGAAAGGGAGGAGGUGGAAGAUCUAACUGAUUCUAAUCCCAGAGAUUCCUUGUGCCCAAGUGGUAUCUUACUUGAAGACAUGGGAUUGAAUUGGUUUUGAAGGGUUUUUUGCUACUCCACAUUAAGCCUCUAAGGAGCUGAGGUUUCUAAUGUAACAAAAUUAUGUUACAAAAAUGCAUAUCCAUAGAAAAUGAACUCUGACAAAGGUGGAACAAUAAAGGGUUUUUUCCUAUUGCUUUCUGAGGUAACAGUCUGCAUUACCUUUUUAAAGGUGGAAUAAAACAUGUUUUUCAAUUAA